AUGACGUCUACAACAGAGGAGAUGCAGCUGGAAAUCAAGUCUCUCCAGAAACUUGAUAAGCCUCACUGGGUCACCAGUUUUGAGGCCAGCUCCUCACGGCUUCUCAGGAUCAAAAGGACAGAGGAGUUUCAUCUGCACCAUCACCAGAGUUCUUCAGCUGCAAAGAGAAGAAUGGAAGAAAGGAACACCAGUGGAGGGAAUCCAAGCCUGAAUCCAAAUAUCCUUGUGUUGGGGACGACACUCGCACCAAAGAAUGGAAGCAGUCUGACUACAACUCGUCCUGUGGAAUACCUGAUUCUGGGCUCCCUGAUCAUCAUCAUCGCCCUGGUUGGACUGGGAGGAAAUGCAACUGUGAUUUGGCUACUGGGCUUUCGCAUGCGCAGAAAUGGCUUCACUGUCUACAUCAUCAACCUAGCCAUAGCUGAUUUCCUCUUGCUCUGCUGUGUCAUCACAGAUCGCCUUCUUGCCAUCAGUUUUUCCCAUCUUUCCUCCAAACCCUUGAAUAUUAUACAGUUACUGCAGUAUGUGACGGUAUUCCCAUACAUUGUGGGCCUGAGCAUCCUCAGUGCAAUUAGCACUGAGCGUUGCCUGUCCGUCCUGUGGCCCAUAUGGUACCGAUGCCAUCGCCCCAGAAAACUGUCAGUCAUCAUGUGUGCCCUGCUCUGGGCCGUGUGCCUGAUACUGAGCAUCUUGGAAGGAAGAUGCUGUAUCUCUUUUGUUCAAAACAGAUUCAUUCAUCAGUGUAAGAAUAUCGAUUUUAUAAUAACCUCCUGGCUGAUUUUUUUAUUUACGGUGCUCUUGGCAUCCAACCUCACCCUUGUGGUCAGAGUCUUCUGUGGGUCACAACACAUACAGCUGAGCAGGCUGUAUGUGACCAUUCUGCUCACCGUGUUGGUCUUCCUCCUCUGUGGUCUGCCCUUUGGCCUUUUCUGCUUCCUCAUAAGCCAGACUUCGCAUUCUUAUUCUAAAUAUUUUGGCCAUUUUUUCCUGGUUACAGCUGUCCUCUCCAUUGUUAACAGUUGUGCCAACCCCAUCAUUUACUUUUUUGUUGGCUCCUUUCGGCAGCAGAAGAGGCAGCCCCUAAAGCUGGUUCUUGAGAGGGCUCUGCAGGGCACCCCUGAGGAUGAUGAAUGA
Messenger RNA from Ochotona princeps (American pika), 1134 nucleotides. Its product is annotated as mas-related G-protein coupled receptor member X3-like. Bases 1 to 1134 code for a protein of 377 amino acids. Gene Ontology annotation, biological process: G protein-coupled receptor signaling pathway. The transcript has 3 exons. Gene Ontology annotation, molecular function: G protein-coupled receptor activity. Gene Ontology annotation, cellular component: membrane. NCBI's taxonomy places the organism in Eukaryota, Metazoa, Chordata, Mammalia, Lagomorpha, Ochotonidae. The record is from RefSeq and is a predicted model, not a curated record.